Molecule: messenger RNA, 3635 nt
Organism: Myotis brandtii (Brandt's bat)
Lineage: Eukaryota; Metazoa; Chordata; Mammalia; Chiroptera; Vespertilionidae
Gene: DSG1
Product: desmoglein 1
Exons: 15
Coding region: 139-3336 (1065 amino acids)
Biological process (GO): homophilic cell-cell adhesion
Cellular component (GO): desmosome; plasma membrane
Molecular function (GO): calcium ion binding; gamma-catenin binding
Source: RefSeq, a predicted model, not a curated record
CAGAAACACCUCAAAGCCUGCAUGUAGGAACACCUACUGAGAAGUUAUUUCCAUCAGACACCGGCCGAGUGGGGGAAAGCAAACGAAGAGAGAACCACCACCACACUCCCCUGCCUGGAUGUAAGAGAGCCGGGCAGGAUGGGCUGGCACGUCAGGACCGCUGCGGCGCUGGUCACCCUUCUGGUGUUGGUGGAAGUUAACAGUGAAUUUCGAAUCCAGGUCAGAGAUUAUAACGCUAAGAAUGGCACCAUCAAGUGGCACUCCAUCAGGAGGCACAAGCGCGAGUGGAUCAAGUUUGCUGCAGCCUGCCGUGAAGGCGAAGACAACUCAAAGAGGAACCCAAUCGCCAAAAUUCAUUCAGAUUGUGCUGCAAACCAGCAAGUUACCUACCGCAUCUCUGGAGUAGGAAUUGAUCAACCACCUUUUGGAAUCUUCGUUAUUAACCAAAAAACUGGUGAAAUUAACAUAACAUCCAUAGUUGACCGAGAAGUCACCCCGUUUUUCAUCAUCUACUGCCGGGCUCUGAACUUACAGGGCCAAGAUUUAGAGAGGCCCCUGGAGCUCCGAGUUCGAGUUUUGGAUAUAAAUGACAACCCGCCAGUAUUUUCUAUGUCUAGUUUCCUAGGACAAAUAGAAGAAAACUCUAACGCAAAUACGCUGGUGAUGAGACUCAAUGCUACUGAUGCAGACGAACCCAAUAAUUUGAACUCAAAAAUCGCCUUUAAGAUCAUCAGCCAGGAACCUUCUGAUUCACCCAUGUUUAUUAUCAACAGAUACACUGGAGAAAUUCGGACAAUGAAUAAUUUUCUAGACAGAGAGCAAUACAGCCAAUAUUCUCUUGCUGUAAGAGGCUCAGACCGAGACGGCGGGGCAGAUGGCAUGUCAGCAGACUGCGAAUGCAGCAUUAAAAUCCUCGAUGUCAAUGACAACAUCCCAUACCUGGAAGGGUCUUCGUAUAAACUAGAGAUCGAAGAAAACUCUCUGAACUCAAAUUUGCUCCAACUCAGAGUCAUUGACUUGGACGAGGAGUUCUCCGCUAACUGGAUGGCUGUCAUUUUCUUCAUCUCUGGAAAUGAGGGGAACUGGUUUGACAUAGAAAUGAAUGAAAGAACAAAUGUGGGGACUUUAAGGAUUAUUAAGCCCUUGGAUUAUGAAGCCAUGAAGAAUCUGCAACUCAGUAUCGGUGUUAGAAAUAAAGCUGAAUUCCAUCAAUCAAUUAUGUCUCAAUAUAAGCUCACAGCGACAGCAAUCUCCGUGACUGUGCUAAAUGUAAUUGAAGGCUCAGUGUUCCGUCCAGGUUCAAAGACAUUCGUAGUAACUAGUAACAUGGGACAGAAUUAUAGAGUGGGAGAUUUUAUAGCUACUGACCUGGACGCUGGAGGACCUUCAACAAAAGUUAGAUACGUAAUGGGAAACAAUCCAGCUGACCUGCUCUCUGUUGACUCAAAAACGGGCAUUAUUACUUUGAGAAAUCAAGUUACCAUGGAACAAUAUAAUAUGCUUAAUGGAAAAUACCAAGGAACAAUUCUAUCUAUAGACGAUGGUCUUCAAAGAACUUGUACUGGUACAAUUAAUAUUGAUCUUCAAGGUUCUGGCUGGAAAACUUCCGAAACCACUCCAAAAUAUAACACCGACAGUGGAGGUGGAACUGGUACUGGUGGUGGUACAGGUGAACUUACUACUGGUGAAGUCACUGUCAACACACAAAGCAACAAUGGCAAUGGCAAUGGCAAUGGCAAUGUCGAUGGAGGUAUAACAGACGACUAUAAAGAACCCAUAGGCGUGCCCAUGUUUCCAGAUAAUGUACAUUUUGGUCCCGCUGGCAUUGGACUGCUCGUCAUGGGAUUCUUGGUCCUAGGAUUGGUCCCGUUCUUAUUGAUCUGCUGUGACUGUGGAGGUGCCCCGGGUGGCGGAGCCGGCUUCGAGCCUGUUCCUGAAUGUUCAGAAGGGGCAAUUCAUCCGUGGGCAGUGGAAGGACCAGGGCCUGAGACUGGGAUUAUCCACACCAUCCCUGUACCACAAAUUCCACCAGGAGGGAAUAUAAUCCAAUGUGUUGACACUUCAGGGGUUUAUACAAAUGAGUAUGGUGGCAGAGAAAUGCAAGAGAUGGAAGGAGAAGAAAGAAUGACAGGAUUUGAACUAGCGGAUGGAGUUAAAUCAUCAGGAGCACCUGAGAUCUGCCAAGAAUAUUCUGGAACAUUAAGAAGAAAUUCUAUGAGGGAAUGUAGAGAAGGUCUGAACAUGGACUUUAUGGAAAGUUACUUCUGCCAGAAAGCAUAUGCUUAUGCCGAUGAAGACGAAGGGCGCCCGUCCAAUGACUGUCUGCUCAUAUAUGAUAUUGAAGGUGUGGGUUCCCCCGCUGGCUCUGUGGGCUGUUGUAGCUUCAUUGGAGAAGACUUUGAUGACAGUUUCUUGGAUACACUGGGGCCUAAAUUUAAGAAGCUGGCAGAUAUCAGCCUGGGGAAAAAUGUCGAAUCAUAUCCAGAUUUUGAUCUCCCUUGGCCUGAGAGCACUGAACCGAUUUACCCUCAGCAGGGAACAGAGCCCGUUGCUAGCGGACGCCCACCCAUCUCCCCCUGCUAUGGCACGACUACGGUCAUCUCUGAGAGUGCCUACCCCUCUGGGCCUGGUGUUCAGCAUCCUAUGUCCAUUCCUAUCCCUGACCCCCUGGGCUAUGGUAAUGUCACUGUGACUGAGUCCUACGCCACCGCUGGCACUCUGAAGCCCUCUGUCCACAUCCAUGACAAUCGGCACGCCUCCAACGUGGUGGUGACAGAGAGGGUGGUCGGCCCCAUCUCUGGUGCCGACUUGCAUGGGAUGCUAGAGAUGCCUGACCUAAGAGAGGGGUCAAACGUCAUAGUGACAGAAAGGAUAAUAGCUCCAGGUUCAAGUCUACCCACCACUUUGACCAUCCCCGAUCCCAGAGAGUCUUCCAACGUGGUAGUGACAGAAAGGGUAAUCCGGCCAACUUCUGGCAUGAUGGGCGGCCUGAGUGUGCACCCCGACCUAUCCAACGCCCACAACGUGAUUGUGACCGAGAGGGUUGUGUCUGGCUCUGGCGUAACUGGAUUUAGUGGCCCAGCGGGGAUCAUUGGUGGCAGUGGCACAGUCGGCAGUGGCCUGGUUGGCAGUGAAGCUGGAAUAGGUGGUGGUGGCAUCGGGCUGAGCAGCCUGGGAGGAGGCGGAGGCCUGAGUAGCAGCAUGGGGGGGACAGCCACCAUCGGCCAUAUGAGGAGCUCCUCUGACCAUCACUUUAGCCAGACCCUUGGAUCCACUUCCCCGAGCACAGCCCGAAGUCGAAUCACCAAGUACAGUACCGUGCAAUAUACUAAGUAGCCAGGGUCCCAGCACACUUUUCCUCAGGGAUUGAGAGUCAGCUCCAAUUCCCACCCCCAAAAAGCUGACAGUGGGAUUUGUGAUGCGCAACCAGGUGCUAAGGAAAGUGUGGAACACAGUUUCCUCCAACCACAAGGAGGAAAACAGAUGGAAACGGGUUGUUGGGCAAGAGGUCUCCUUAGCCUGGGUUCAUUCUCUUCUUGUAUUAGUCCCAGUGGAGUCACGAGGCAGCAUUCUCUUUGCUGCUGUGUGGCCUGCAGUGCACCUCCAGCAUGUGGAAGAAAGAAAACUCAGCCAGG